UACGUAUACAGAGGAGCGAGAGAGAGCUAUAGGACAUGGACACAGUUCGCCAAAGGUAUUGAUAGUCUAACAGAGCGUAAUAACAACUGUAUGAUGUACUUCUACAAAAUAUUUUGGUAUGGAAGCUAACUACGCAUGCGCAUUAUAAUAGUCAAGACAAUAAUAUAGCCUAGGCCGUGUUGGCAUUGCUUAUAAUCGAACUACAAACAACAGUAGAAGACAGAUGGAAAAGUUGACGGUAUUCACUGAGAGAUACAUAAUCUGUAAAAGGGAUUAAAAUAAAAUCUACUUUUGUUUAGACCGAUGCAAUGGUUUUAUCUCUAGCUACUAGGGACUUUUAGAUUUGCGUGGACUGAUACGUGUGACGUCCAUUCAAGGCAGUGCAUUAAAAGGACGUCGAUCGUAGCAAUCCCCAUCGUCUUCGUGCGAAUCUAAAAGUCCCUAAUACCAGGGAUGAACGUCUCUACAUGGCUUCCUAGUUCCCAUUCGAUUUCGACCCAGUUGUGUUUUGGAAUACCUUUUCGAUUGAGCCUUUUCGCGUAUUUAUGUUGUUAUAGCUUCUUUAGCCUGAAGUGUUUGACUCAACCGUCGAAAUAACUUGUUGUUAAAGUGCGAAAUGUGUGUGAAGCAAUUAAUGUUCGGUGAAUCGUGCGAUUCUUUGGAAUAUUAUUAUUUGACCAAUGUAUCAAAAGCUUGCUGUAGAACUAUAUACGUGUAUGGAGCAAAAUAAUGCUUAGUGAGUCGUGCAAUUCUUUGGAAUAUAUUUGUUCAACGUAUAAAAAGCUCGUUAUACCUUAAACCAGCUGUAGAAUUACAAUACGAUGUGUAUGGAGUAAAUGCAUCUUCAACUGUAAAACAUGUUAGUGUGAUUCGACCGACACGCGAAUCAGCAAACGCGUCCGUUUAUUAGGUUUGUGGAGCGAACGAGCUCUUUAAUUUCCCCGCACGUAAUUCACCCGGUUGUAUGGUAAGUCGGUCGAGGCAUCCGUGUAGCCUUGUAGCCUGGAGAAACUAUCGAAGCUCCGUCGACGCAAUUCAAUUUGUCGGGAUGAUUCUAGCCUGCGAAACGUCAAACCGCGCCAAUAUUUGAGAGGAAAGGCGGUCUCGAUGGGAGUGUAUACGCGGAUGACUAGCUAAUACUUGCUCUUUAUCUGGAUGAGCCACUGUACAUUGUACACCACGGAUAAUACAGCAAUUGGAUUGGAUGCACACUUGAGUUAAUCUGUGAUCACUGCUUUCCAGCUGCAUGAGGGUGGAAGAGAUUAUCAGCCUGAAACUAUGACGAACAGAAAAUUGAAUACCAGUGUAAUGAGCACCAUCUCCCUUUCUUCUCGCUUUCAUCUCGUCAUGAGAGUCAUGGCUAAGCAUUUGCUAAAGCGGAGUUUUUUGGCAGGUCUGUUCUUGGUCUCUUCUGUAUUGUGUUUCUACUCCUGGACUCACAUGAGGGGGUCUGGUGUGGACACCAAUAUGCCACACCUUGGUGUACAGAGGAGUAAACUGUUUGAUCUCAAUUAUGACCAAUACACCACAACAAGUAAAGCUGAGAAGCAGACUAGGCCGUACUCAGGUUACUAUGGUGAUGGAUAUAACAUGAGAAAACUUCCACCCAAUCUAUUUAAACUUGCACCAGAGGUGUUCGACGCGAUACCGGAAACCUUCAUCCCCAACAUCAAGAACCCCUGCUUCUUUUACCGGGGAACCAGCCCGCCGGGACUCCGGUGCCUCCCGUACUUCUACCUGAUUGGGAUGCAGAAAUGUGGGUCCACGGAUCUGUGGGAGAAGAUAAACGCUCACCACGAGAUCCAACGGAUCGAGAAAGAGCCGCACUGGUGGGCUAGGUAUCGAGUGAGGGAACUCCCAGCAGAUUACGGCAUCAAUAUGACCACGCCCUUAUCACUUUCCUGGUAUCUAGAUGUCAUGUCGUAUCAGAUAGUGCCCAGGCUGAUGACAAUGCCUGACACUGCUGACUGGUUGGUAGUAGGCGAUGGUUCCACAUCGACCCUAUGGGAUAACAAAUGGCAACAAGUAUCUGACCAACAGGUAGACGGACCUGACUACGUCAUCGCUGACGUCAUCAAAGAGGUUCAACCAAAAGCAAAGUUCAUUGUAGUAUUCCGUGACCCUACCGAAAGGGUAUAUUCCGACUAUCUGUUCUUCGGCAAUGAGGGCGACAACUUUAUUUCGAAGCUGCAUUUCAACAGGAUAGUAGAAGAAGGAAUAAAGACAUACCACCAGUGCAUGCAUAACAUGACCAAACGUGCCUGUACAUUCAGACACGGGACACAGUCUUCUCGUCUUCUUUUAGGCAACUACGCAGUCUUCCUUCGUGAUUGGCUAAGAAUAUUCUCACGUGACCAAAUCCUAGUCGUGCGAUUGGAGGAUUGGCAGCAACGAUGUACGACUGUACUCAAAGAGAUAUAUCGCUUUUUAGAAUUAUCGCCACUACGUAGGACAGAGUUAGCGUUCAUCUGCAGCGGGGAGAGGAUACGCGUCAACACACAAAUGAAGAAGCACAUGGGAGACAUGCUGGACGAAACAAGAACGUUAUUGAAUAACUUCUACGCACCGAUGAAUGCAGAGCUUAGUAGACUCUUGAACGACACGAGAUUUCUGUGGAAUGACGUCGCUCAUUGAUGCUCGAUGACAUCACGAAAUCUCACCAAUGAACGCAGAGCUUAGUUAACUCUUGAACGAUAUACGAGAUUCAUGUGGAAUGACGUCACUCAUUGAUACUCGAUGACAUCACGAAAUCUCACCAAUGAACGCAGAGUUUAGUUAACUCUUGAACGAUACGAGAUUUAUGUGGAAUGACGUCACUCAUUGAUGCUCGAUGAUAUCACGAAAUCUCACCAAUGAACGCAGAGCUUAGUAAACUCUUGAACGAUACGAGAUUCAUGUGGAAUGACGUCACUCAUUGAUGCUCAAUGACAUCAUCAAAGUUACCAAUGAACGCAGAGCUUAGUUAACUCUUUAACGACACGAGAUUUAUUUGGAUUGACGUCAUUCAUUGAUACUUGAUGACAUCAUCAAAGUUACCAAUGAACGCAGAGCUUAGUUAACUCUUUAACGACACGAGAUUUAUGUGGAAUAACGUCACUUAUUGAUAUUCGAUGACAUCACUACAUCUCACCAAUGAACGCAUAGUCUAGUUAAUUCUUGAACGAUACGAGAUUCAUGUGGAAUGACCUCACCCAAUUAUGCUCGAUGACAUCAUCACAGUUACCAAUGAACGCUGAGCUUAGUAAACUCUUGAACGAUACGAGAUUCAUGUGGAAUGACGUCACUCUUUGAUGCUCGAUGACAUCACGAAAUCUCACCAAUGAACGCAGAGCUUAGUUAACUCUUUAACGACACGAGAUUUAUUUGGAAUGACGUCACUCAUUGAUACUUGAUGACAUCAUCAAAGUCACCAAUGAACACAGAGCGUAGUAGACUCUUGAACGAUACGAGAUUCAUGUGGAAUGACGUCACUCAUUGAUACUUGAUGACAUCAUCAAAGUUACCAAUGAACGCAGAGCUUAGUAAACUCUUUAACGAACAUCCUUUCUGUUGAAUGACGUCAUUUAGUGAUAUCAAUGACAUCAUCAAAAUCGCCCACGUGACUAUCAUGACAAGCAUAUUUGAAGGAGGGAGCAAGGGGGUGAUAAUUUCCCCUCUUUAUAUAUUUUAGACCAAGAAAAUGGAAAGCAGUCUCUCUGGUAGAAAGCAGAUUGUGAAUCAUUGUAUUUAAAGUCACACGAAGUAUAGACAUAAUGCUCAAAAAGAUUUUAAAAUUUCGUCCCCAAGUAAGUCAUUCAACCCUCUUCGCUGUAUCUCAAACAGGAGCCCUCAUUUUCAUAAGUAUUUAUAUCUCUAAGUUCAAACCUUUUGCCCCUCCUAGGACCAACUUCAGCCUGGAUACGCCAUUGACCGAAUAACAUUUUUUUUAAAAGCAUUAUAGAAUUUCCCUCACAGCAAGAGCUAGAAGAGUUCCUACAGCUGUGUGACUGGUCGAUUUGUGUGCAAUCCGCCCUUCUCCUAGUCUUGUUCUUGACCCUUUUAUUGAAUUUUAUUCGCCGACUAUAAGCGUUAAGCCGAAUGAUGGCGCGAUCUUUAGUGACGGCGCGAUCCCGAGAACCUUUUACGGACCGGUUCUCGAGAUCGAGCCGUCACUAAAGAUCGCGCCAUCACUUGGCUUAACACUUAUAGUUAGCGAAUAAAAAUUCAAUAAAAGGGUCCAGAGCUAGACUACCCCUCUCCAAGAAAUUUGCAGGAGUCAUUGUUUUCCCUUUAGUUUCUGCAAAAUUGUGGAAUAACUGCUUUAUCUGUGGAUCUCUUCAAGAAACCUUUGAAAGCAAACAUAUUUGUGAGACAAUGUGGAAUAUUGUGAGCAUAGAGAAUACCUCUAUUGGCUCAACUGAUGUUAGUAAAGUGUUCUUUUUUAAUUAUUGUCUAAGCAACCCUCAUAUAUCGUAAUGGAGCAAAAAGCCAGUUUGUGGAUACAAUCUGCACAUGGGCAGAUAACGGACAUUAAUUUGAUCCAAAAUUGUAAAAACCCAUCGAGACGAAUACUGGAUUGGCGUUCUCAUUAUUGUGUAAUCAUUUUCAUAUAUUCACUGACGGCAUAUUUUCUAAUAUACAGGUGAAAAUAUUCUUCUCAAGAGGACAAACAAAAGGUAGUCAUGAAGCAUCUCCAUCACUUUGGCAGUGAUUAUUCUAACAUUCACAAAUUAGUGGGACGUCUCCAUGUUUUAAAUAUCUGUGGAUAUUUGCUAGUCGGUUUUGUUUAAACCAAAACUUACUACAACUGGUUUAGAGGAUCUGGGAUCCGUUUCACAAAGCCUUUUUUCAAUGACAAAUGACAAAAAUCAGUGACAAAUGUGCUGAUUACCAAUCAGAAGCAAGGAUUUCACUAGCUUACUAAUAGUAAAAAACAAAAACUGUCAUUUGUCACAGAUGACAAGUUUUUGUGAAAUGAUGCCCUGGACUGAAACGAAAGAUCGAAUGGAGAAGAGCCGUAUGGAGGGAUCGUUUAAAGAAUGUAGGUUGUAUAGACGAGAGUUAAAAUAGUUUAGAGGAAUAACAGAUAAAGAGGGCUUUGAUCGACCAACAGCUUGCCACGAGAGUCUACGUUAUGUGGCAACUACAGAGAUGAUUUUAAAACGAAGAGGGCGCCACACGCUGUGUAAACCUAGUGUAAAGGGACACUAUGUCAUCCCAGAACCAUCUAUACACAAAGUUUUGCCAACUUGGUUUCACUGGGUCACAACAUGGCGUAUAUUCUUUUGUUUUGUGCUUGCCCAACAAAACAGUAGUCGCCAAAGUGUGUCCAACUCGAACCGGGUUGGCCAAACUCUGUGUAUAGAUGGCUCUGCGUCAACCUUGGCGUCAACACAGACUCACUGAUCAUGUUGAUUAGGCACGUUUGAGGCGAUCAUGUUUGGGUUGAGCGCGAUAUGGCGAGUACUGUACUGCCUUAUUGGGCAUGCACACACCAAAAUAAUAUUCGCCAUAUUGUAACCUACUGAAUCAAAGAUGCCAAACUCUGUGCAAAGACGGCUUUAUGGCAACUUAUGAAAACGUAUCAUAUUAUGUAUGUAUAAAAUAGAACCCGACAUGGAGAACAACCUCUUGUUAUAACAUAUAUAACAAGCAAAUUUUACUGUCCAAGUUGUUUCUCUUUUGAUUCCUUUAUUUCUAGAUUUCGGUCGGACCCUGAUAAUACAAAGUUUUAUUAUAAAGGGGUAGUUUUAGUAUAUAGGGGCAGUGUCCUAUACCUCUAGGGAUCUGUUAUAAUAUAGUUCCACAGUAGAAGGGGAAUUUGUGCCGUAAAUAUCUUGAUUCGCACAUUUGUCUCAAAAUAAAUUAAAACAUUCUUUUCCAUUUAAUUUAGUUUGAACACGAAAUUAUUUUGAUACAGUGCAACAUUUGAUCGUAUAGAUAUUCUUGACAUUGUGACCCGCAAUUGUUAUAGCCUGAAAUAUGUAUAUAUAGCGAAUUACUAGUAGGCCUCUAAUGUUCUGUGUCUUAGUAUGAAAUAUGUAUAUAUAGCAAAUUAUUAGCUAGGCUACGAAUAUUAUGUGUCUUUAUUAAUAUUUGUAUUCAUUUAGUGAUUAUAGAAUUAUAUUUUUAACGAUAAAGUUAUCUAUCAAUAAAACAUUGUUUUAUAUCAUCGA
Messenger RNA from Strongylocentrotus purpuratus (purple sea urchin), 6155 nucleotides. Its product is annotated as carbohydrate sulfotransferase 15. The record is from RefSeq and is a predicted model, not a curated record. Bases 1279 to 2634 code for a protein of 451 amino acids. The transcript has 9 exons. Gene Ontology annotation, molecular function: N-acetylgalactosamine 4-sulfate 6-O-sulfotransferase activity. Gene Ontology annotation, biological process: hexose biosynthetic process. Lineage: Eukaryota; Metazoa; Echinodermata; Echinoidea; Camarodonta; Strongylocentrotidae.